UAUAGUGGUUAGUGAAGAGCUGAAAAUCUGAAGACAUGAUGGGAAGAGAAGAGAACUAAACCAGCCCUGCUCAGCAAUGCUAGAGGCAUGAUGGAGGUUGAAUCCUCAUACACAGACUUCAUCUCCCGUGACAGAACAGGCUGCAGGAAUGCCGUCCCUGACAUCCAGGAUGACUCGGCAGCAGUGAGCAUGAGGAAGCUGAUGGGGACCAUGGGGGAGCUGGCACUCGGAGGCGCAAGGCAGGCAGAGAUAAGCACCUCGGACAAGGAAGCCGGCACGAGGCCUGAGGGAAAUGAGGGCACUACCACAUCCUGA
This is a messenger RNA of Trichosurus vulpecula (common brushtail), 315 nucleotides long. RefSeq names its product cAMP-dependent protein kinase inhibitor gamma-like. Gene Ontology annotation, biological process: negative regulation of cAMP-dependent protein kinase activity. The coding region runs from base 88 to 315 and encodes 75 amino acids. The record is from RefSeq and is a predicted model, not a curated record. The transcript has a single exon. NCBI's taxonomy places the organism in Eukaryota, Metazoa, Chordata, Mammalia, Diprotodontia, Phalangeridae. Gene Ontology annotation, molecular function: cAMP-dependent protein kinase inhibitor activity. Gene Ontology annotation, cellular component: cytoplasm; nucleus.